CCAACCGCUGGGUUUGAAUCGCGGCACCGCUCUGUGGCUGCGGGAUGGGUGCCCCGUCGUUGCCUCCGGCCUGGCAGCUCUACCUCAAGGACCACCGCGUCUCUACGUUCAAGAACUGGCCCUUCUUGGAGGGCUGCGCCUGCACCCCGGAGCGGAUGGCCGCGGCCGGCUUCAUCCACUGUCCCACUGAGAACGAGCCCGACUUGGCCCAGUGUUUCUUCUGCUUCAAGGAACUGGAAGGCUGGGAGCCAGAUGACGACCCCAUAGAGGAACAUAAAAAGCAUUCGUCUGGCUGUGCUUUCCUUUCUGUCAAGAAGCAGUUUGAAGAAUUAACCCUCAGUGAAUUUUUGAAACUGGACAAAGAAAGAGCCAAGAACAAAAUUGCAAAGGAAACCAACAAUAAGCAGAAAGAAUUUGAAGAAACUGCAAAGAAAGUCCGCUAUGCCAUUGAGCAGCUGGCUGCUUUGGAGUGAUGCCUGCCCAUAUUUACCGGUCCCACAGUCCAUACAUCAUUUCCAAGCACAUUCUCUGGUGUUACCAGCUUUUCCGUGGGGCCCCUUAA
Diceros bicornis minor is the source of this 562-nucleotide messenger RNA. RefSeq names its product baculoviral IAP repeat containing 5 (gene BIRC5). The coding region runs from base 45 to 473 and encodes 142 amino acids. The transcript is spliced from 4 exons. Lineage: Eukaryota; Metazoa; Chordata; Mammalia; Perissodactyla; Rhinocerotidae. The record is from RefSeq and is a predicted model, not a curated record.